This is a messenger RNA of Mycotypha africana, 2682 nucleotides long. RefSeq names its product DNA mismatch repair protein MutS. Gene Ontology annotation, biological process: mismatch repair. NCBI's taxonomy places the organism in Eukaryota, Fungi, Mucoromycota, Mucoromycetes, Mucorales, Mycotyphaceae. Gene Ontology annotation, cellular component: nucleus. The transcript has 3 exons. Gene Ontology annotation, molecular function: ATP binding; ATP-dependent DNA damage sensor activity; mismatched DNA binding. The coding region runs from base 1 to 2682 and encodes 893 amino acids. The record is from RefSeq and is a predicted model, not a curated record.
AUGCUUAAAUAUGGAAGACUAAUACUUGCAAGGACAUCGAGAGAAAGCAGAAAGUUUUCGACAUGCCCAACUCUGCGAAAAAAAGUUUCCAAGCAUACUUUAAGUGAAUUAGUAGAGUCGCAGCCAAAACCUGAAAUACACGCAAAAUUAGACAGAGCUGGUGUAUCAACUGGCUCUAUCGUCUUGGAUACAGUACGACAUUAUACAAAAAAAUACCCUUUGUGCGUUUUACUAGUUCAAGUUGGAGACUUUUACGAGCUAUAUGAGUCGCAUGCAAGACAAUAUGCUUCACAACUUGAUCUGAAAUUGACCAAGAAAAUGAUCACAUCGAACAAUACAGUGGAUUUCGCUGGUUUCCCGUCUCGAUCGUUGGAUAGGUAUCUUGAUAUUCUUGUCAAUCGUCUUCAAUGCAAAGUAGCCUUAUGUGAACAAUUAGGUGCUGUUUCUCAGGAGGAUAAAACUGUAGUCGGAAUGGACCGCCGAGUUACUAGAAUAAUUACUCCUGGAACAGUUAUCGAAGAGCGUUUCUUGGCUUCAAAUCAAUACAAUUACCUUUUAUCAAUAUAUCCAAAAGACGGUAAGAUUGGAUUGGCAUGGGUUGAUAUAUCAGUUGGUGAAUUUAUUAUGCAAGAAACGAAUUUAACGAGCCUCAAGGAUGAUCUGGCUAGAAUUCGUCCAAGAGAGGUGAUUUUACCUGAUUCCAUGCGACUGAAAAACCCCGCGUUAGAUGAAGAAUCUGUUUGUCAGGAAACGUAUGAUCCAGUCACUAAGUUGUUAAUCAAUGAUUCUAAUAUUGUCGUCAGUUAUAUGCCGGAUCAGCAAUACGAUGCCCAACUUGCCGGCCGUACAUUUAAUGAGCUUUUUAACCAAAUUACCCAUACUUUGGAGUUUAGCCAGUAUGAGUUGGCAGCUGGCAUGGCAUUGGUCAUGUAUGUAAAUGAGACUCACCUGGAUAGAAAGCCAAAAUGGCAAAAACCCAUCCGUUUUGAUAUACAAGAUUCAGUUUGCAUCGACAGCGCAGCUAUGAACUCCUUAGAGCUUGUGACGAACCUACAAGGUAAAAGGGCUGAUAGCUUAUUAGGAUCGAUUGAUUGUACGUCAACCAGUGCAGGCUCCAGACUUUUGACGCGUUGGGUCUCGUCUCCACCCACUUCCAUCGAAGAGAUAAAAAAACGGCAAGAUAUUGUGAGCUUUUUUGUUGAUGAUUCAUUCUUGUUGGACGAUAUACGCUUAUUACUACGUCAAAGCACAGAUGCUCAAAGAGCUCUGCAAAGACUUGCUUUGAAAAGAGGUCAGCAUUCAGACAUAUUGGAGAUAUAUUAUACUCUUGAUAUCAUGAAAAGAAUUCAUGAACGACUGUGCAAUUUUACUGAGGUGACAGAAUUACUUGAACAAAUUAAUCCGCACCAUCAUAUAGCAUCAAAAAUUAAGGAUACGCUUAAUUUUGAGAAGGUGGAAGCGAAAGAAGUCAAAAACUGGGGGUAUAUACGUUACGAAUCCCAUCCAGAACUAGCCCGAUUACAUACAGAAUUGCAGAGUCUGGAUGAUGAGCGGUUACAACUGCAAGAUAAUUUACGAAGUUUAUGUGGGAAUUCAGUAUCGUUACAUACGGAAGGGUCUUUAAAGCAUGUAAUUGAAGUGAAUGCAAGGCAAGCGAGUCAGCUUUUGAUGAGAUUUCCCAACGCAAUCCCUCUGAACCAGACGAAAAGCAAAAAGCGAUUUCAGGUUCAAGAAUGGAUGGAUAUCUCUGUACGUUUGGAAGAUAUACAAUCACAAAUUGGCGACCUUGAAAAAAAGAUAUUUGAGGAAAUGGUCGAAAGUGUAUUAGACGACAGCACAACAAUUUUACGAAGCUGUAGAAAACUUGCCGAGUUGGAUGUUCUUAGUUCAUUUGCGUAUGCUGCAAACAAGUAUAAUUAUGUGCGUCCACGCUUGAUGAAGUCCAGUCGGACUUUAAUCAAAGGUGGAAGGCAUCCCGUUGUAGAGAUCAAUUUAGCAAAGAAAGGGCGGUCAUUUGUGAACAAUAACUGUGAUGUAGGUGGAGAUCAAAAAAUUUGGCUAUUGACAGGGCCGAACAUGGGCGGCAAAAGUACUUUUAUAAGACAACAUGCUAUCAUUGUUCUUAUGGCUCAUAUGGGCUGCUUCGUUCCAGCGGAUAGCGCUUGGAUUGGAAUAACGGAUAAAAUAUUCAGUCGUGUUGGUGCAGCGGACAAUCUAGCACAGAACCAGUCGACUUUCAUGGUGGAAAUGUCGGAAGUGUCAACCAUACUACAGCAAGCGACUUCAAAAUCAACAGUCAUCAUGGAUGAAGUUGGGAGAGGUACUUCGACAAAAGACGGCUUCUCUAUAGCAUUUGGAAUUCUCGACCAUUUGCAUAACAAGAUAAAGUGUCGAACACUUUUUGCAACUCAUUAUCAUGAAUUGGCAGAUGUUACGAAGGAUUACAAACACAUGAAGUGCUUCCAUACGAGAAUUGAAGAGAAUCCCCAAGGUGGUUUCAGGUUCAUUCAUAAAGUCGAACCAGGAGUUUGCAGGCAAUCGCAUGGUUUGAAAGUGGCCAAAAUAGCAGGACUUCCGUCAACCGUAAUUGAUAAAGCGGCGGCAAUGCGGCAACAAUUGGAUACAGAACAGCAGUCCUCCAACGGCGUUUUUUUGUUAAACGCGAAGAACUCUCACUUAUAA